GUUGAUGCAAAUGAUCCUUUGCCAUGUGGCCAGCUGGUGUCUUACGACACAAGACGCGGUCCAGAAACGUUCCAAUGGUCGAGAUAGACUUAGCGCUCCAAGGUGCCACUGGCCCCAGCAGAGCAGAUUGGACGACCUUAGAGGCACCCGUGGUGUUGUCGACCACCUUGUCUCCGGGCCAGUCCUUUGGAUGGAAGCGCCUGGCAGUUUCAGAGGAAGCUUACUUGGGCGUGAUGGGCAACUCCGUAGUGCUUUUCGUCCAAAGUGAGAAAAGCAUUCGGUGGUGCACGUUGGCAGGUCCUGGCGUAACAUGUCAAAGGGUGAGAAGUUUCCUUGGUUUGGACGAUGGCCCUCUGCAAGAUUUGCGCAGUGCUUGGGCCAAGAGCUGCACACGGUUGGCCCAAGUUGCUGAGUGCUUGCCUGGACUUUGCGUUUUGCAACAGGACUUGGUGGAGACCAUUUUCGGAUUCAUUUGCUCGCAGAACAACAAUGUGUCACGGAUUUGCUUACUCAUGGAUCGCCUUCGUGCAACUUAUGGUGAAUUGCUUUGUUCCAUAGCACCUGGUGUUGAUGCUGAAGGUGAUGGAGAUCUUGCAGUGUUGCGAGAGUUCAAUGUGCAGCGCAAACUUUAUGCCUUUCCGAGCGUUGCACGACUUGCAGCUGCUUCAGAGAGCUCCCUGAAAGCGCUGGGCUUGGGCUAUCGAGCAGCUUAUGUCCGUUCAGCCGCAAAGAUGCUCCUACAGAAGGAUGGAUGCAUGCUGAAAUGGCUUGAGCAGUCCAGAGAUAGCAUUGACCUCUCCGGCAUCGACCCGCUUCAGACUGAAGAGCCGGAGGGGAUGCGGCAACGGCGUUUGGAAGUGCGGAAGGAGCUCUGCCGCUUACCAGGAGUCGGUCCCAAAGUGGCUGACUGUAUUGCCUUGUUUGCAAUGAAGCAGCAUGGAUCAGUUCCAGUGGAUGUUCACAUCUGGCAGAUUGUGACCAGGGAUUACGAGCCUGAGCUACGAGAGGCCAAGUCUUUGACCCCUCUGGUUUACGAGCGGGUGGGCAAUGCCUUCCGCCACCGCUUUGGCGCACCAUUUGCUGGCUGGGCACAUUCCUUGCUCUUCGGUGCUGAGUUUGGUGCUUUGCGAGCACAACUCCCGACACAGAUGUUGAAGGAGAUGGAUGCUUAUCGAGAAGAGAUAAAGGCUCAGAAGUUGAAAAAAAGGAAAGCUUUGAGAAAGUCGGACAAGACUGGGCCAGGAAAUUCCAAGGAAAGAGAUCGAUUGAAGAUGAAACGACCUAAUACCAAUAGG
Messenger RNA from Durusdinium trenchii, 1295 nucleotides. The record is from the annotation of a GenBank genome assembly. Lineage: Eukaryota; Dinophyceae; Suessiales; Symbiodiniaceae.